CAAAUUUUAAUUUUUAUUUAUUUAUGGCAGACGCAUUCCUGUGUGAUCAUGUGGUACCAAUUUAUCUAUAACAAUAACUGACUGAGCCUGCUGAAUGCUAGGUUUUACAUUGCGGUUUUAUCAUUAGUAAUCUAAACUAUUGUGACGCACAGUGAGUCAUUGAGUACAAAUUUGUUAAAAGAAGUACUUUCGACUUGGUAGGCAGUUUGUGGUGAAUGACCCAGUGUCUUAUUGCUUGAAUAGUAUUUCUCAUAAUCUACUCAUUUUUAACUCAGAAAUUUUCUAUCCGAAGCCAAAAUGUCGAUCUAUCCGAGUUUAGAAGAUAUGAAGGUGGAUCAGAUUCAUAAGGCCCAACAACAGAUUGGAUCUGAAUACAACACCCAACCUUUAUACAACCCUGGCACCUAUAAUGCAGGAGCCACUUCCGCAGAUGUGGGUCAUGUCUAUCCAUCACUUGGAAACUAUAUGGGACUGGAACUAAGUGAGGAAGUCAUAAGAGAAAAUAUGCCUGAAUAUAUGCACACUGUGUCCAUUUAUCAACAGUCGCCUGUUGUUCUUGCUGGCACUACAAGCAUGGUUGCGCCGAUUUCUGGACUUUCUAAGGGGCUACAAAGAGCUCAGGUUACAAAUGGUGUUCGGGAAGUUGUUCUUUGUAAGGACAAGGACAAUAAGAUUGGCCUGAGAGUGAAGGAAAUCAACAACGGCAUUUUCAUAGCCUUAGUAGUCGAAAAAUCACCAGCAGCCCUUGCAGGACUAAGAUUUGGUGAUCAGAUUCUGCAAGUUAACGAUCAAAAUGUUGCAGGAUUUUCAAUGGAUAAGGUGCACAAAAUAUUCAAGGCUUGCCCAGUAAAUGGGAUCAAAAUUGUACUACGCGACAGGCCAUUUGAGAGAACAUUGACUUUGCACAAAAAUAGUACUGGGUGCUUAGGAUUUCAAUACAAAAAUGGCAAAAUAACUACGAUCAUUAAGGAUUCUUCUGCUGCCAAAAAUGGGGUUCUAAUCGAUCAUCAAUUGUUGGAAGUUGAUGGGCAGAAUGUGAUUGGAUUGAAGGAUAAACAGAUUAAGGAGAUUAUUGAAAAGGCUGAUGGUGUUGUCACCAUUACUGUAGUGCCUAGCUACAUUUAUGACCAUAUGGUACAGAAAAUGGCUGGAUCUCUACUGAAAAAUUUGAUGGAUCACUCCAUAUUUGACAUCUAAACUGGGCCAUUAUAAUCUAUUAUUUUUCUAUUUCCCAUUUAAUCAGUGCCAUCUAUCUGAUAGGUAGGUUUUUGUUAUAUUUUUAUAUUCACCUUUUAAAUGUAAGUUGUUUUUGUAUCCUAUAUUAUAUACUCACAAUUUAUACAAGCCAAAUUAGAUCCUAAAAAUAAUAUGAAGUGCAAUAUUUCAUGUCUGUCGGAACUUCCUUUUAUUUAGAAAUAUGGAUGUGAUUGUUUAGCAAUAAUUAAUAAUGUUUUUUUUUUCACUUUUGUCAAAACUAUUGAAUGGAAUGAAAUCUUUGUAGGUAGUUUUAACUUUUAUUUAUGUAUCAAUGACUAUCACUUACUUAGGCCAAGUAGCAUAUUUGUGUUUUUGUUUUUGAAAGUUGAAGUACAAUGUGAUACUUAGACAAAGUUAUAUACUAUGGGACCAAAGUAUCUUCUCCCCUCACUUUACUUCCACUAUUUUUGUCGCUUUCUUACGUGCCUAACUGGGUAACAGUUUACCUUUGUCCACAUAUUAAGUUGUACAUCAACUGUAAAGUACGUAUUUAGCCAAAUUGUGUCGCACUGUAUUUUCAAAAUAGGUAAAUCUGGGGAAACUGUGUUUCCUAUUUUAACGUAAUGAAUGCUACCAACUUAAUGCUAAAAGCUACCUUGCUUAAAAUAAUUAUUUAUUUACACAGUAGAAUGAAAUUGGAAAACUCCAAUUAAAAAUUGUUAACUUUUAAUUGACCAUUAAUAUUAUGAAAUAUUGAUGUAGAUACCUAAAAUUUCAACUCGAGCUUGGCCAGAAAUCUUGUCGUUACCUCGUUUAGUUUGAAGAUUGCAGACUUUGCAUAGUUUUUGCUGUUGAACAAUUUGCCUUACUCCCAUGAUAGUUGUUUAGCAUUAGGUUAGUAGUUAUCAGUAUCUGGAAAGUAGGUACCUACGGUAUAUGGUGUUAUAAAACAAAAAUAAUUAGUUUUCAUUAAUUAUUCAGUCUGUUUUUUUUAUUAGUAAACAUCGAAUUAAACAAACUAAAAUCAGUCCUCACUCAGAUUUACCAUAAGGCACAAUCUUCAUGACAUUAUUUUAUAUUCUACUUAAAUAUUAUGUACUAGCAAAGCAUUUAUUUUAGUAUAGUUAAUAAAUAUGUAUUAUGUAUUACA
This is a messenger RNA of Ceutorhynchus assimilis (cabbage seed weevil), 2347 nucleotides long. The record is from the annotation of a GenBank genome assembly. NCBI's taxonomy places the organism in Eukaryota, Metazoa, Arthropoda, Insecta, Coleoptera, Curculionidae.